Ziziphus jujuba (common jujube) is the source of this 1134-nucleotide messenger RNA. Its product is annotated as LIM domain-containing protein WLIM2b. Gene Ontology annotation, cellular component: plasma membrane; actin cytoskeleton. The record is from RefSeq and is a predicted model, not a curated record. Gene Ontology annotation, molecular function: actin filament binding. The transcript is spliced from 7 exons. The coding region runs from base 289 to 861 and encodes 190 amino acids. Gene Ontology annotation, biological process: actin filament bundle assembly. Lineage: Eukaryota; Viridiplantae; Streptophyta; Magnoliopsida; Rosales; Rhamnaceae.
AUUUUUAUUAAAAAUCUCUACUUUCAGGCUUUUUUUAUUUUUAUUUUUUAUUUUUCUCUCUCUCGCAUUGGAUUUGGAGGUCUAUUUCAUUCCCUUAUAAUCCUCUAAGCUGCAUCCGCUCGCUGCAAAAAGUGUUUCACAUAUUGUUUCCUGGAGUUUUAGCUCUAAAAGAUCCACCAUUUUUCUCUUCAUUCAAAAGGCAAUAGUUGAAGAAGGAGGAAAUUCUUGGUAUUGGUUGGUGGUGGUCUCGGGUAGUUGAGAAGGUUCAGAUCUAAAGCAUAAAGAAUUAUGUCGUUCAUUGGCACCCAACAGAAAUGCAAGGCCUGUGACAAGACAGUUUAUCCAGUAGAGCAACUGUCAGCUGAUGGGGUCGCUUACCAUAAGUCUUGCUUCAAGUGCACCCACUGCAAAGGAACUUUGAAGCUAAGCAAUUAUUCCUCAAUGGAAGGUGUUCUGUAUUGCAAGCCUCACUUCGAGCAACUCUUCAAGGAGACAGGAAAUUUCAACAAGAACUUCCAGUCUCCUGCAAAGUCAGCUGACAAGCUAACUCCAGAGCUGACUAGGUCUCCAAGCAAAGCUGCCAGCAUGUUCUCUGGGACACAAGAGAAAUGUGCCACUUGUGGUAAAACGGCAUAUCCACUGGAGAAGGUGACAGUGGAGAGUCAAGCUUAUCAUAAAUCAUGUUUCAAGUGCUCCCAUGGUGGCUGUCCUAUAACUCCGUCAAAUUAUGCAGCGCUAGAGGGAAUUUUGUACUGCAAACACCAUUUCUCUCAGCUUUUUAAAGAAAAAGGGAGCUACAACCAUCUUAUCAAGUCUGCAUCUAUUAAGCGUGCAGCAGCAGCCUCUGUUCCGGAAGCAUAAGUGCCUAAUUUUUAUGGUGUGGUUACAUAUCAUUUUUUCUUUUUCUUUUUUUUUUUUUUAGUUUUUUAUUUUUGAGUGUGUUGUUCGCCCCCCCCAACACUAGGCCAAUCCAUAUUGGGAAGGACUGGCAAAACUUGGUUCUUCUCUGUUGUCUAUGGCUCAUCUGUGUUGGGCAUAUUGUUGUGUUUGCUUGUUUUUAUGGGAUGUGAAUCCAACGGUUGUAAAAUGACAUGGUCAGUAUUUCCUUUGCAGUAAAAUUCCAUGUUGUCUCCA